UACAGUUGUUCUUUAGCGUCUAGCACACUGCAAGAACAUGGGCAAAAAGAAGGCAAAUCAGUUGGGCCGGUCACUAAUCAAGGAUCGCUUCGGACACGGCAAUCGCAGGACAGUCGACAAUGGAAGCAUGCUCCACACGACGGAAGUGCAGGAUGGGUACGACUGGGGCCGCCUGAACCUGCAGUCGGUUACGGAGGAAUCGUCCUUCCAGGAGUUCCUGCGUACGGCUGAACUGGCCGGUACUGAGUUUCAGGCAGAAAAGCUUAACAUCUCGUACGUGAACCCGAAGUCAAAGGUGGGCCUGCUAACGUCGAACGAGCGGGUGGAGAUCAUUCGCAAGCAGAUCGACAAGAAGGAUCUACUGAAGAUACCUCGCCGCCCCAAGUGGACGAAAGAGAUGUCUCCGGAAGAGCUGCAUCUGGCCGAAAAUGGGUCGUUUCUCGAGUGGCGCCGCGGAUUGGUUGCGCUACAGGAAGACGACGAUAUGUUGCUGACGCCGUACGAGAAGAAUUUGGACUUUUGGCGACAAUUGUGGCGUGUGGUCGAACGCAGUGACAUUGUGGUACAGAUCGUCGAUGCCCGCAACCCGUUGCUGUUCCGAACGGAGGAUCUAGAGCGGUACGUGACGGAGCUGGACCCGAACAAAAUGAACAUGAUCCUGAUCAACAAGUCUGACUUUCUGACGGACGAACAACGGAAGUGUUGGGCAGAGUACUUCGAUGAGCAAGGCGUCCGAGUAGCGUUCUACUCGGCCAUCCUAGCGGAGGAGGAAGCCAAGCGGGAGACGAGUGAAGAACGUGAGGACAGUGAUGGAUCGGAUGAUGAAACAGGCGAAACCGAAGUGGAGGAACGUUUGAGCAACCUAAAACUUUCUGUCGAUAAGGCGGAAAAGACACUGGAAAAGCUUGAGAAGCACAUUGAUGAGUUCGCCGGAAGUGACGAUACGUGUGGGACAAAAAAUAGCUCAAAGUUGCUUUCAAACAGUGAGUUGAUCGCUCUCUUCAAGAGUAUUCACCGCGCGCAACGCGUUACGCAGGGUGUUGUGACGGUCGGAUUAGUCGGAUACCCGAACGUGGGCAAGAGUAGCACGAUCAAUGCGGUGUUGCUAGAAAAGAAAGUGUCUGUUUCGGCAACGCCCGGCAAGACGAAGCAUUUUCAAACGCUGUACGUCGACAGUGAACUGAUGUUCUGCGACUGUCCCGGCCUGGUGAUGCCAAGUUUUUGCAUCACCAAAGCGGACAUGAUACUGAAUGGCAUCUUACCGAUCGAUCAGAUGCGCGACCAUGUUCCACCGGUGAACCUACUCUGCACACUCAUUCCACGUCACGUGAUCGAGGAUACGUACGGAAUCAUGAUUGCAAAACCGAUCGAAGGUGAAGACCCGCUUCGACCGCCACAUUCCGAAGAUCUUCUACUGGCUUUUGCCUACAAUCGAGGAUUCAUGACCUCGAACGGGCAGCCUGAUCAGUCGCGUGGUUCACGUUACGUGCUGAAGGAUUACGUCAACGGGAAACUACUUUACUGCCACGCACCGCCCGGAAUGGAGCAGGACAAAUUUCACCACUUUCCCGAGCGCCAGCGGGAUGAGAUUGACGUUAAACUGCUUCCCCCUAGGCAGCAACGGGCGAUGAAGAUAAGCAUUAAAAAAACCAGCACCGAUGUCGAUGAAAUGUUCUUCAAAGAACGUGCCCAAACCGGACUGAUCAAGGGACGCAGUAACUUUCCUCACAUCCGCCCGUUGGGCCCGCAGUCGGUGGAGGAGCUGACACCGGCCCAGGCUGCCGCUGCCGGAAAACCCUGGAAACACCAGAAACGCGAGAAGCGUGAAAAACUACGCCGAAAGUACGUUCACUUAGAUCAGCAUUAGGGUUUUUUCUUUAAACUGACGCGGCCAAUCGCGGCGAAUUUACGUCAGAUGUUAUCGUGUAAUAUGUACAUAAAAAAGAAUAAAGUUAUAUUCUCAAACGUA
Anopheles cruzii is the source of this 1969-nucleotide messenger RNA. RefSeq names its product large subunit GTPase 1 homolog (gene Ns3). The record is from RefSeq and is a predicted model, not a curated record. Gene Ontology annotation, biological process: ribosomal subunit export from nucleus. Gene Ontology annotation, cellular component: cytosol. Bases 38 to 1867 code for a protein of 609 amino acids. Gene Ontology annotation, molecular function: GTPase activity; GTP binding. NCBI's taxonomy places the organism in Eukaryota, Metazoa, Arthropoda, Insecta, Diptera, Culicidae. The transcript is spliced from 3 exons.